AGUAAAUAUAAUGGGACUAUAUUCUUAGUUUGCUGCUGUACUAUAAAAAUCAGCUGUGUUUUCAUUCGAAAGUGUCAUAAUGAUUUACGUUUCAUUUAAAUAAUACAAAAAAAUAUGCAAUAUAAUUUUUUUGCGUUUUCUACCAAUAAACCAUAAUUACUAUAAGAAGUUAAUUAUAUUUCGAAUCCAAAAACUUUUUGUUAAUCGAAGCGGUUGUUUUAAAUGACAAUAAGUUGUGUUACUGUGACGUCUUUAAAGUUUACAAUUUUGUAAAAAGAAAAAAGUUGGAGUGCGAAACUGUGAGGAUAAAUAAAUCUCAUAACUAAUAAGAAAAAUUUUGAUAACUUAUUUCUCGCUCUUCCUUUUAAUCCGACAUGAGAAAGCAACAUUUUACAACUCAAGUUGCCUGUUUGGUUAAUCCUCCAGUUUUAUCAAAAUGUGAAAAACUGCAACAAGAAAUGUUUGAAAAAAUUUAUGCUUCCAAUAAAGCAUUUUUGGGAAGAACACCACCUCCAACUGUUCCACCUAAAGCUAUUAAAGAAGGAUUUGGAAUUAAAACAGAAAAAGGCGAUUCUGCUGGUGUACUUAUGUAUCCGCUCAAUUGCAGAAUUUUCCAUUCGGUAUAUAAUGAUUCAUUCAAAGCUCCAAAGCAAAUUAAUUAUACAGAUGUACCUCCUGCUGGUUUGAAAAUGGAAGGAAUAGAUGAAAAUGGCGGUCAGAUGAAAAAGGUGUUUGAAGAAAUAGGAAAUGUUGAACCAACUGUAAUUGCUCCCCUGACAACUCUUCAAAAGAAAAAUAUAAAAAACAAAAUGUUGUCUGUAAAAGGGCUCAAUAGGGAUUUAACUGAUACUGAAAAUCAUCUCCAUUAUCUGACAAUACAAGAUCAAGCAAAAACUUCUUUGCAUUCAGAAAAUUUAUUACUUGCACUGUGGAACUUGGUGAAAAAUAAAAAAUCUUGCUAUCGUAAACAUUUUAAUUCCUAUUUGAAAUCAUAUUUGCAGAUCCAGGGAAUUUUUGCAAAACAAAAACUACGAGCUCCCCUUAUGCUGUUUCUAUUGAACCACUAAAAAUUACUUCUGCUGAUGUUGGGAAUCACAAAUCUUCAGCUCCUUUGAAAACAGCUGGGCUUCCAAGUUGCCGAAGUGACAUAAUGAAACCUAAAUUAAGAAGUGUUGCAGACUACAAUGAAUAUGGUGAUAUUAAAAGUCUUGCAAGUAUUGUACAGCCGAGUACAUUUGAAAAAUAUGGAGUUUAUGAAGAUGAUCUUGGCACUCUGAGAUCAAAAGAAGAGAUCCAAUCAAUCCUUAUUCAAAGUGGAAUAUGUUUUAACAAUGAAGUAUUCACUGCUGUCUGGCAAAAAGUUAACAAGAAGAGUAAAGCUAGUAUUGGGGAAAUAUGGAGUGCUCUAAAAUGCCUCUGCCUGACAAAAAAUCAUUUGUUUUCUUAACACAAUUAAAAUGACUAAGUCCUGCUAAAACAAGACAAUUCACUGAAUUUGUCUUGUUUUAAUAUUUCUAUUUAUAGUAUGCUGUUUUCAAUAAAUUAAUUAUUCUAAACAA
This is a messenger RNA of Argiope bruennichi, 1559 nucleotides long. RefSeq lists its product as uncharacterized. The record is from RefSeq and is a predicted model, not a curated record. NCBI's taxonomy places the organism in Eukaryota, Metazoa, Arthropoda, Arachnida, Araneae, Araneidae. The transcript is spliced from 8 exons. The coding region runs from base 375 to 1067 and encodes 230 amino acids.